Funneliformis geosporum is the source of this 644-nucleotide messenger RNA. Lineage: Eukaryota; Fungi; Glomeromycota; Glomeromycetes; Glomerales; Glomeraceae. The record is from the annotation of a GenBank genome assembly.
GAAGUCUUAUUUCCAGUAGUAUUUACUGGAAAGAAAAAAUACUACGGCAUCCCACAUAGAAGAGAACCUAACUUUAAUAAUAAGCUUUUCAUUCGAGGGGUUGAGAUUGUAAAGCGAGGGCAGUCUAAACACUUUCGUGAGGUAGGUAAGAAGGUCAUGGAUGAAUCUAUGAAGGUGAAUAAUUCACGUACCUUACAUCAGAUUGUAGAGGACGUGCUCAAAGAGAUCAUAAAUGAUAUUUUACAGAUAGACCUUAAUACGAUGGUUAAAACUGCUGUGUGGAAGCCCGAUAAAAAUAACAAGAGUGUUCAGCGUUUCAUUUCACGAAUGCGAGAUAGACAUACUCGUGAAGAAGCAGAUGCCAAACAGUGCAUAAAAAAGGGUUUAACACCCGAGCCUUAUCUUUAUGAAAUUCCAGAACCAGGCGAACGCUUUGAGUAUAUUGUAGUUGAGAAUGAUUCAUCACAGAGGGUAGGUGAUAAAAUGGAGUACCCAGAAGUGGCCAGACAACUUGGUAAAAAGAUCGAUAUUAGUUAUUAUUUGAAUAGCGUUGUCAGCCUCUGUGCAUGUUUUAUAAAUUAUGAAGAUAUAUAUCAACCACCACCUGAAGCUGUGCUGGAAGCCUUAAAAAAGUUAAAAAGAUG